Molecule: messenger RNA, 4375 nt
Organism: Patiria miniata (bat star)
Lineage: Eukaryota; Metazoa; Echinodermata; Asteroidea; Valvatida; Asterinidae
Gene: rubcn
Product: run domain Beclin-1-interacting and cysteine-rich domain-containing protein-like
Exons: 19
Coding region: 420-3599 (1059 amino acids)
Cellular component (GO): intracellular membrane-bounded organelle
Molecular function (GO): phosphatidylinositol phosphate binding
Source: RefSeq, a predicted model, not a curated record
GGAACUGGCACGGAAGAUGAGGCGGUAACUAGACUACUCUCCGGACUUUCUGGAAAAGCCGAAGAUCGCAUGUAAACAUUGAUACAAAAUAUCGGUAUUUUCAAGGAUUGGCUGCAGUUUUUCAACAAGUUUUAUUCUUAAUUAUACUAAACAGAGUUUAUUUCACAAUAUCGUGAACGUUUUAAUGUUGAUUGAACUCUUGAUAUAGAAGAAAUUGCCUUGUAAACUGAAGUGUUUUCGCUGAGUUGAGUUUUGAUUUGAAUGUUCAACGUGCGUAAUGGCUGCAUGAUGAGUGAAAUUUAAUACAACGAUGAUCGGAUGACGCAGGUUGAACAUGGCUGAAAUUUAUCGGGAUCCGUGAGCGUUAGAAUUUCUUUCUUGUCAAAAUUAAGUACCGGAUCAGUCCAAUUAUCAGAGGCAUGAUGGAGGAGCAAGGUCUUUAUUCCCGGAUCAAUGAAAAUGAAAGCCAUCGGCAGCACCAAGAGCUUAUGUGGGGACUCAAAUUCACGGUUGAGGGGCUGCUGGCAGCGCAUACCACCAAUGUGUGGUCGACGUAUGGUGGACUAACAAGACUGUGCAAUCAAAUAGACAAAGUCAUGCGUCAUCGUCUCAAACAUCCAAAGGGAGCUCAGUACACAUCGGAUGGAGACUAUUGGGACUUUGUCAUGGGACUGCGUCGUCUCCAGCCAGUUUUGGCUCCCUCUGUUGACCGUUUGCAACGCCGUUCCACAGAGCAGGGGAUGGAGGCAGGAGGCUUGUGGGUACACACGAGUCUGGAGUCCCAUACCCUAGCCAGCCAGUUGAGGCUCUUAGUGGACGACAGGGAGCAUCUGAGCAGAUACUACCAUGACGAUGCUUUUCUGUGCAGCGAAGCCCACUUCAAGGCACUGUACAUCUGCCUGCAAUCUGUGGAGCAGAACAACGCCUCACUGCUGGCAGACUUGGAUCCAAUGCUUUUGCAGGACAGGAUGCCGUCAACAAACACACGGACAAGGCACUCGUCUCUUGUUGGUAUCACAGCGGAUAUGAGCGCUCCUUCCAUGCGACAAAGGAGGAUCUCUCUUGACGAGAUUGAUCCUCCUACAUUUGCUUCUCCUAAAGCCGAGAGCAUCUUGUCAACGUCCGAUGAGCAUGCUCGGCCGAACCCGCCCACCCUCAAGCGGCACCAGUCAGAAUCAGCUCGCACCAUGCUUCUGUCGGUGCUGAGUAACACCGGUGCCGACGGACAGGUCCGACAAAACUCAGACCAGCUCCCUAAAACUGUCAAUGAUCCGCUGAUGAAUAUGGAAUUCCCCACGAAUGACAGCGCAACUUCCCCUCCACGGAGGAAAGUCUUGAGGAGGGCGAAAACAACCAGCGAUUUACUUGCUCCGACUUUUGCGUCUCAAAACAAAGAGCCGAAGCUGCCUUUUGAGUACAGCUCCUCUCCCCAAGCCGAGAAGCUUCUAGAUAGCCUGGGAAGCAGUCCUCUGGAAUCCUUACACGAGGAAGACAUUACUGAGGAAACUUGUGAGUGCAAUACCAAGGUUACCUCAAGUAGAGACUCAAUGGUUCAGAAGACUGUUACCUCAGAAAAGACAAAGACCGCAGACGUAGAGGAUGAAACUCGCUGCAGUGUAUGCGGGAAGACCAGGCAAAGUGAGCCGAGUAGCGUGAGUAAACUCUUGAGUAGGACCUUGUCAAGCAUGAGUCCUCCACGAGCGAAGAGCAGCACAUACACUAAAUCCAAACCGUUGAGAAACUCACAGACCAGCUUGAGUGUUGCUGAACAUGUCGCCAAGAAAAAGAAAAUCUUAACUCACUCACGGUCAAAGUCGGACCAUGCAAUCAAGCCACCACUAGCCUACAUGGCAGAAGCAUCUGCGGGUAUCAAAUCGGCAGAUAAUACCAGCAACUCCUUGCCAGCAGAAAGCCACAUAGUUUCACCGCGCAAGAACAGCUUGUUGAAUUCAGGUGCUAUUUCGCCAGCCACAGAGUGCUACUUCCCCCAGCCAGCCCAGGGUCAGUCUCUCAUGAGCUUCCUCUCAUCCAGAGACUUUGAACGAAUCCCAGAGUUAGACAGGGAAAAUGCUCACUUCAGUAUAUCAGAAGCCAUCAUCGCGGCCGUUGAACAGAUCCGAUGCAAGCAGCAACUCACGUCAGUAUCCGAUCACGAGUCAGACGCCUCAGAUGAGGAGAUCCAGCACCUCAAGCAGCGCAUCCGGCUGCGACGUAACGAGAAGCGGAGGGACAAACUCCGGGGCGGUUUCCGUCAACUAGCCACGCUGGUCGGCGAAAACAGGAGCGACAGUGGGCUCAACACCUUGACCAGUUCAGCAAGUACCCUUGCUUCAAGUAGCACAAACAGCACACCGCAAGAUACGGCCACAGAAAGCGAAGAAGAUUCAUCUGAUUCAGAUUCGGUGGAAGAUCUCGAUCUAGCCGACCCCAACCAUUCCAACCUGCAGUCCCUACAAGCCAUGGGAUUGAGCGCGUCGCUUGCAUCACUCUACUCAGAUGCUGACAUAGGAAGAGUAACAUCCCCGUCAGCAAUAUCGAAUGAAUUUUCACCAACAUUAAACAGCAACACGCUGUCGGCCGAGUCUGUCGCCCUCUGUCUGCUCAGCAAGUUCCCAGCCAAGCACCUGCCAGCCGCCUCUGAGCUGCAGUGGCUGGUGUCGGAGCAGGACGCUCCUCAGGCACUCCUACCAAUGCCCAAAUCCUUACCAGUAUCUCCAGAUGAUGGUGAAAACGCUGACAUCUACACAAAGAAAAGUACACGAUUACGUGGCAAUGCUGAUUGGGCGCCACCUAGAGCCCAGAUCAUAUUCAAUGCUCACCCACCUCCAAAGAGAAAAGUACUGGUUGCAAAGCAGAACUAUCGCUGCGCUGGAUGCGGCAUGAGAAUAGAAAGAGGUUCUGUGAAGAGGUUAAGAUACUGUGAGUAUCUGGGCAAAUACUUUUGUCACUGUUGUCAUAGCAACUGCUCCGCUGCCAUCCCGGGUCGCAUUCUAAGGAAGUGGGACUUCCAGAAGGUCCCCAUCUGUAACUUCUCCCGUGAGCUCCUUGAGAAGAUGCACGAGGACCCGCUGUUUAACAUCUUGGAUAUAAAUCCGUCACUCUACAGGAAAGUUAAGCAUCUCAACACGUGCAAAGAAUUGAGAACGCAGCUUUUCUUCUUGAAGGACUUCUUAAAGACAUGUCGACUGAGCCAAAGUCUCCAGGCAACCUAUGAGUCUCAGCCUCACCACCUACUCAACGAGCCGCACCUGUACUCACUGAGCGACAUCUUUCGAGUCCGCAGCGGCGAGAUGGAGUUGGAACUGACACAGCUGGUGGAAGAUGCAGUCGCUCACGUCAAUCAGUGUCAGUUGUGUCAAGCCAAGGGAUUCAUUUGUGAAGUUUGCAACAACGACCAGGACAUCAUCUUUCCUUUCCAGCUGCAGAAAACCUACCAGUGUCAAGGUUGCUGGGCAUGUUAUCACAAGGCCUGCUUUCUGACUGUUGACGCUUGCCCUAAGUGUGUUCGGAAAACUGCAAGAAAGAUCAGCCAAAACUCAAACCCGAAAGGUUUCUUAAGUGACGAGGAGGAGUCUGAACCAGCUAGUAUUAAGAGGUGACAUCCUGUAAGUCAUAGGCGAUUAGGCUGAAGUUUGAGGCAUUUUCAGGGACGUGGGAUGAGGUUCUCAAAGAGAAGGAGACAGAAUAAGGAAAGCACCUCCUCUUAGACGGUGAAUUAUACGAGCAGGUUGAACCAGUGGUUGAUAAGUGGUUGAUUCGGUACUCUCGCCUUUGCACUAAUGGGAACAUGCAAAUCGAAUGAAUUUUGCUCUGAUCGUCGUACUGGAAUUAAAACAGUUUAUCCAAAACAUGAGAUUGACACGAGAGGUCCGCUUGCGAAGUAACUUAUAAGAAAAUCGGUGGAAGGGUGGCAUUAAUGACACCUCAUCGACAGACUUGUCCAAGUCGAGAGAGAAAUCAGAUUCAUUUCCAUAUAUAUUUUGUGCUGAUUGCUGAUGUAGCUUAAUUUAUUGUGGUUAUACAUUCUAAAUAUAUAUUUGUCUCAUUUCUUUUUCAACCAGUUGAAAUGCAGAACUCAGUAAAGUUUCCUAAUUUGCUUUUGCGUGACCAUAUAAUUGCAUUUUGUGACCUGACUGGCGAUGAGCAAUAUUUUUUUCUGAAAAAUGGGUAUUAAAUGUUAAACCAUAUCAGUAAUGGCAAUAAAAGUAGUUCCACUUGCAGUGAAGCAUUUAAACAUGUAAACUUAACUAAAAAUCAGUCAACUCAAUAAAAGUACUUUAAAUACACAUGUUACAAUAUAUUUUCACAAGUUCAGGUGUUACAUAAACACUUUAUUAUUAUACUUUUAUAACCAGUAAUAGUUAAAAGCCAGUAA